AUGUACGACACCGACGGCUCCGUUGACCCGGAGACGCUCUACACGAAACAGAGUUGCAUUGGCGGAGGCAGCUUCGGCAAAGUAUACAAAGGCGUCGACAAGCGGACUGGCCAAUCCGUGGCCAUCAAGGUCAUAGACGUCGAAAAUGCCGAGGACGAAGUAGACGACAUUAUACAAGAAAUAUCCAUCCUCUCGGAGCUGCAUUCGCCCUAUGUCACUAAAUACUACGGAUCGUACCUAAAGGGCUCGGACCUAUGGAUCAUAAUGGAGUUUUGCUCCGGGGGGAGCUGCGGCGACCUGAUGAAGCCAGGCCUAAUCCCCGAGGAGUACAUCACCAUCAUUCUGCGAGAGCUGUUGAUGGGCUUGGAGUACCUCCACGGCGACAACAAGCUACACAGAGACAUCAAGGCUGCCAACAUAUUACUUGGCGCCAACGGCCAGGUAAAACUGGCGGAUUUUGGCGUUUCUGGCCAACUGUCGGCAACAAUGACCAAGAAGAACACGUUCGUGGGUACCCCGUUCUGGAUGGCGCCCGAGGUGAUCAAACAAUCUGGAUAUGACCAUAAAGCGGACAUAUGGUCUUUGGGAAUCACCGCACUGGAGCUGGCCAACGGCGAGCCACCAUACUCCGACAUCCAUCCCAUGAAGGUUCUGUUUUUGAUUCCCAAAAACGGCCCCCCAACACUGGAGGGAAAUUUCAGCAAAGAGUUCAAAAAUUUUGUGAGCAUGUGCUUAAAGAAGGAGCCACGUGAGAGGCCCUCGGCGAAGGAUCUCCUGAAGCAUCCAUUCGUCCGAAGAGCGAAGAAGACAACGUAUCUCACGGAACUCAUAGAGCGGCAUGAGCGGUGGGUCGCCCGGAAUGGUAACAAGGAGGAAGAGAGUGACCCGGAAGAGGUGGAAGCGCAAUCGGAACCGCGGCAGCCCCACGACGAUGAUCUGUGGGACUUUGGUACGAUAAGGCCCGCAGGAAAGGGAGUGCAAGGUGGUUUGAAAGCCAUGAAUGACGCAGCUGCAAAUGCAAGGAGUCGGACAGACCGGGUACCGGGCUCCAUACAGGGACCACGAGCGCCCCGCAAACCCGUCCCUGAUAACACUGGAGAAGAGAACAUGCCAGUCCGGAUCCCUUCGAAUGGCACUGUCAGAAAUGCGAGCCCAGUACGUCCGCAGCGCGACCCUUCACCGACGAAGCACGCUCCUUCGCAGAUGCAUGUUAUGUCACCGCCUCCCGCAAAGGUACCGUUGCCUCCAUCGCCAGAGAAAGCCCCAUCCCGGCGCUCACCCGUCCGAGAGAACUCGAACCCGCUUACAUCUAAGCCGCUACCAACACCGACAAGACUAGAAAGAUUUGAGUUUGAUGAGUACUUACAAACUUCCAGAGCAGCAGAGAUGCCGUCUGGUGAAAUGAACACUCCAAACGGUAAACGGGACGCCUCACCAUUCGCCAGGUCACCGGUCAGCAAGCCACCGGGCCUAACCGGUUUGCCGUUAGACCUUCCGGAAAUCCCACCGUUUGACCCAGACCGCCGUCGAUCAUCGCACGCCUCUCAAGCCUCGCAGAAAAGCCCCAUCGGGACCCCACGCCGCACGACGCCCCAGGGCCCGAUGCUAUCCCAGCACCCUCUUCCUGCCUUCCCCCCUCCAACGCCACCUGGCGAGAGGACAUCACAGCCGCCCACGCCCUCGGCUCCGGCGGUUCAGAAACCUCUCCCGAAUCUUGGCUUGGCCAGCCCGCCCCCAAGGAGAUCGGAUAUUCCCCGCUCGAUCGGUCGCAGCUUCAGCAGGAAUUUGUCGGGCGCCAGUAGCACGGCACCCAACAACAACAGCUCAAACAGCAGCGGAGCUCCGCCAGCAGCGCCCGAGAUCACGGCUCUGACGGGGGUGGUGCUGCCGGCGCUGGAAGCGGCGUUGCACCGGCGCUCUUACAAUUACAACGGGCAGCAGAAGGCGGCGCAGCAGCAACAGUCGGCGUCGACGUCAGGGGCAAAGGGAGCGACGGGGGAAAUGCAGAAGCGGCAGCUUGUGCAUGAGAACAUUCGCAGGCUGGUGGGCAAGGCGGCGCGCGUCUUUGCCGAAAUUGAUGAGUGGGACAACCAAGCGCCGGUGGGCAUGGGCAUGGACGUGCAGGGAUUCCUGGAAGGGUUCCUGGAGGAGGUGCUGGUGCGGGUCGAGGCCGAGGACGAGUAG
Aplosporella prunicola CBS 121167 is the source of this 2184-nucleotide messenger RNA. RefSeq lists its product as uncharacterized. The transcript has 4 exons. Bases 1 to 2184 code for a protein of 727 amino acids. Lineage: Eukaryota; Fungi; Ascomycota; Dothideomycetes; Botryosphaeriales; Aplosporellaceae. Gene Ontology annotation, biological process: protein phosphorylation. Gene Ontology annotation, molecular function: ATP binding; protein kinase activity. The record is from RefSeq and is a predicted model, not a curated record.